This is a messenger RNA of Trichophyton rubrum CBS 118892, 1751 nucleotides long. RefSeq lists its product as uncharacterized. The coding region runs from base 904 to 1227 and encodes 107 amino acids. The transcript has a single exon. The record is from RefSeq and is a predicted model, not a curated record. Lineage: Eukaryota; Fungi; Ascomycota; Eurotiomycetes; Onygenales; Arthrodermataceae.
AAAAAAAUGACGAGAAAUCCCCAGCAAAUCAGCUGCAGCCUCUGAUAUGCACGUAAAUUUAACAAAGGGUUUUCUUUCCCAGCUAAUGGCACUGCGUAGAAUUGUUGAAAAGGAUAGGCAAUUCCCAUCAACAGGGAAAUAAAUGAUUGAGCUACCUGAGCCCAUGUUAGGGUUGCAGGCGAAUUGCGUGAUGGUGGAACUACUUUUUUCAACGAGGUGGAUCUUGCUCCAUACAGUGAUAAAGUAUCGAUUUCUUCGCCUGGCAUUUUGUGUUUUUUAUGCGUAAUUGUUCUCGCUGCUGUCUGGAUGCAGCGGCGGCUCUUCGUUGCCUUGUUUUCAUUUCUGAAUAUUACGUUAGCUCUGACCUGGUGAGAGGGGAGUGAGGCCACUUGGAGUUCUAUUCAGAUCCAUUAUUAGAUGGACGGAAUCCAAGCCACGAAGGGUAGUUGAGUCAAGAGAAGGAUAUGAAGCACCUGUCACCAGCUAGGAGGGAGGUAUGCCCAGCAACGAGCCUCAAAUGGAUUUCCGCAUCAUGCGGUUUGCCGCCUAGGUGAUAUCACAGACAUGCUGAUCCGCACUGGAUUCCUCUUCUUACACACUGCCUGACUAGCACAAGGCAUUUGAUGGCCAGGCAGCUUCGGAGAUCGCUUGGAAAAGUACAGCUGAUAAUGAAGUUCCAUUUUCUCCAGCCUCUUCUCCCAAUCGCUUCCUGCUUGCGAGGGCCCGAAAUAUGAGUGGUAUUUUCAAGUCAUGCAUGCACCUUGGAUUUAAAAAUCCUUCUUUUGUUUAUUUUACUUUGGCAAACGAGGGCAACCAGUCGCCUCCCGCCUUCUGUUUGCGUCUCCAAGAAAAGCGAGGAUGCGAAAUGCAUCGUGAGGGAGCCAGUUUCAGCUAGAUCACAUUAUGUUGGAGCGAAAAAGGUUGCCCUGGCUAUUCCUGGAUGUAACGAGGCAGGGCUCCUUCACGGAAAGCCUUCGUGUCAGGAUUGGAGCCCGUAUCACAGAUAGUACUGUUAUCCUAUGGUGUCACCACAGUGACAAUUCUGUGAUCCGGUGUAGUCUGGCCCAGGGGGGUGAUAAAAACCCACUAGAAGUCCCUUGGGGUCCUCACGAUACUGCCCAUGAUCUUGUAUCAAUAAGUGAAAACAAGGUCCAAGGGAAUGGUAGAAGGUUUGGGGCUGAUGGCUUCUGCUGCUGUCGUCCUGGGGAAUCUGCAACUCUCGGGUAGUCCAUGGCUAUCUGGGGGGUAAUCGUACCCCAAAGCCGAGCAGUUGGCCGCUCAUCUGCAUGCAAGACAUGUAGGCCUGACAGUAUCAGGGCGCGCAUCCAUACGGAAGUGCUGGGGGGUAAUCGCCCAUUUCAGCUACUUGUCAAGCCACACAACGCACAAAGGUGGGCAACCGUUCACUCUGGCAGGGUCCCCAAACAGGGACUUAGAGGAGUCUGUAAGCUCCAGACUCGGGAACCCAUCACAGCGUGGGCUUAGAAGCAGGAAUGCCACGGGCUAUUUCGCUUCACUUUCAAACCGCUGGAAAGCAUAUGAAUCAAGGAUUAGUUAGCUAGCACAGGCUAUAGCGGUUCAACAUAAAGAGCGGUGACCGAUGCCGGUUUCGCGGGAUAGCUGGACGAGCGCAUCGUUUCAGCCAAACAACUUAGAUAACUAAUGUUAGUGUGGCGUUAUCCCGCAUAUCGUCCUGCUUCGCGGCGUCCCUCGUAAUUAUAUAAAUAUAUAUACACUCCGUACGGGAGUAC